This is a messenger RNA of Clavispora lusitaniae ATCC 42720, 12531 nucleotides long. It is a transcript of the gene DYN1, whose product is annotated as dynein heavy chain. The record is from RefSeq and is a predicted model, not a curated record. Gene Ontology annotation, molecular function: minus-end-directed microtubule motor activity; dynein light intermediate chain binding; ATP hydrolysis activity. Gene Ontology annotation, cellular component: cytoplasmic dynein complex; cytoplasmic microtubule; cell cortex. Lineage: Eukaryota; Fungi; Ascomycota; Pichiomycetes; Serinales; Metschnikowiaceae. Gene Ontology annotation, biological process: microtubule-based movement; cytoplasmic microtubule organization; nuclear migration.
AUGCCCCAGCCCAUGCAUCCUCAGGCGUCUUGCGAUCCUGUAAAAAUCAGAGACUUUGUUUCUCUUCUAUUGUUUGGUUCUGAUGCCACGACGUUGUGCGAAUCGUGGACCUCAAGUGGUUUCAGCCUCUGUUCAGCGUUCGUUUCCAAUUACCAGCCUGAGGCCUUGUACGUUUCGUUUUCCCAAACGGGGUUUGAUUUUCUAUCUGAAAUCCCACUAGACCUCCCGUCUUCAUGUCUGCUUUCGAUCUUGCUCAAGUCUGAAGGUCCGAUCACGUCCGAGCAGCCGCUUGCGACGCAGAUCCAGCUCUUAAGCAUUCCGCAUCCUCAAUCAACAGAUGACGAGACACGCUCGUCUUAUGGCCUGAUUAGCCGCUUUGUGUCCAUGGCAUUGGCGCCCUAUUUUGAUUAUGUUUCUCAUAUGGAUCCAGAUUCCGCAUCUUCUUCCACAUCGCUUGCCAUGGCUAGGAAAAAGUUCUCGGAGCUCUCCUUCUCCUUACAACAGCUCCAGCAGCGUAUACACGUGCCAGAUUUGAUGCUUUCUGUCAGUCCGAUGGUAGCAAAGGUCCUAGACAAGGCCGAUUCUGUUGAAGACCCAAGUGUGAUUGGGGAUACAGCAUUUUUAAACGAGUUGACAAAAACCGUCAAUGCCUGGUUGCGGCAAGUUCAAUCAGUGACACUAAUAGAAAGAAAUAAUGCCGAGGUCUUGUCAAUUCAGGAAGAGGUUCUGUUCUGGAACUCAAUGGAAUUGGCGCUUGAAUCCAUCAAAGAACAAGUGUCUCAACCAUCAGUCAGGAGAGCCAUUGAGAUUCUCAAUGCGGCUAAAAGAUUCCAAGUGACCUUGGCUUUUCAAAAUAAUAUAGGCAUUGUUGAGAAACUAGACGAAACAAAGGCUUAUAAUGUUCUCCUCAAGGAUCUUCCGAUAAACGAGAUAAUCUAUUCCAAAGACAACGAGCUUGACCUCACAAAAAUGGAGAGCGGGAUUAUGUCCCUUUUCAAUCAUUUGAAGAAGUGGAAGAACCUGAACACUUUUCCAUUGGUACGCAUGAUUGAGUUGAUUGAGCUACUUCUUAAGGAAAUCGUUUCCAGUUUGACCCGUAUUUUGUUGAACAUGAAUCUCAUGGCAAUGCCUUUUGCAGCGUUUGAAAUUGAAUAUUCGGGUAAAAUCACACUGAUAUUCCAUAUCAUUGAUGUGAAUGUAAAAUUCAUGGUCAACAUUAUCAGAGAGCUCAUGAGAAAGAGACAGGAAAAGUUUAUGAUUGUGAAGAUUGACCAGCAUCUCCUAACUGCUUUACAUGAAAGAAUUGAACAUCUACGUGAUUUGAGAAGAAGACAUCAAGAACUUCUUCACCUAUUAUCAUUUAUCGAUGAUGAGAAUAAUUUAACUGAAGAAAUCACGUUGUCAUUCAGUAAGAACAUCGCAGCAGUUGAUGCAUUUGACUUCUCCAAGCAAGGUACGUCCGUUUUACAAGCAAACGAACAGAUGUAUCUCGAAGCAAGUCUGCGAGUUCUGAAUGCUAUAUCCACGCAUGUAAAUUACAAGCUUCUGUACUGUGAUGUCUUUUCCGAUUUUAUUGCAUACUUUAUGAAGUUCCAUGAAAAUGGUCUACUCAAUUCUACCUUAAUCGUCAAUUUUGUGAACGAAAAGCAUAAACUUCGACUAUUAGAUAUUGCAUACGCAGACAUCCAGUCGCUUUUCAAGACUUCUUAUUAUACCCACAAGGAAUCUAUUAAAAUUCCGAAAUCUGUCAGCCUCAUUGACUCCGGUUUAUCGUCUUUAAUUUGGGACAUGUCCAUAAAAAACAAAUUGGAAUUCAUCACUCGCACUCUCACGAGUAUCCUAGGAGAAAACUGGAAUAAAUAUUCAACUGGUGCUGACAUCGAACAAGAGAUAACUUCGUUUUCCCAGAAAUUGAGAAUCAAUGCUAUUUUUGAAGAAUGGGUAACUGAUGUCUCGAAUGCUAUACGAACUAAUAUGAGCGCAACUCGCAUUUUGAAAGUCGAAGAGACUGAUGUUCCUGGGACAGACAUUUCUUCUACCCCCAAAGUCAAAGUCAAUUUUAAUCAAGAGAUGACUACUUACAUUACCCAAGCUCAAGAUCUCAUGAGCUUGGGCUUCGAAAUACCAAUGAACUUACUUGUUCAGUUAGAAAAGGUUUGCUCAGCACAUCCACUAGCACUCUCUUUACAAGAGCAUAUUGAUAUUUUUGAUGUUGCAGUUACUGAAUUUUUGUUGCAUCUGAAUGCUGGACGAAAGUUCGGUUUUAUGUUGGAAUCACAAAAGAAAAGAGUCUUUGAGAUGAUGCCUAGACUAAUGUACGUUGAGUGGUCCUCUUUAUGUCAGGAAAUUGCCUUGUUUGAGAAAGGAGAGGGGGCAACCGAUCAAUUCUCAGCAAAUGAGUUUCAGCUUACGUAUGUUAAGUCAUUUCAAGAUGAAGUAUAUCAGCUUCAUUGUAUGUGCAACCUGAUACACAGAACGUAUGAGGUACUUGUGCAAGAACACUACGCCAAGCUUGAAGAGUGUACAUUUUCGGAAGUAUCUAUACAAGAAACUUUAACGGUGAUACAAGAGGAGGUGUAUCUGAUAGCAAAAUCAACCUAUGAUGAUAUCGAGCACUUCGUGGAAGUGGUGAACGAGGAUAUUAUGCACAUAUUUUCCAAGAAAUGCAGCGAAAGAUUACGCUGUAUAGCAAAUGCUAUUUCAAAAGAAGCGAGCGAUAAUUUUGAGGAAGUUCAGAUUUCGACACACUUUCUAACGUUUGAAAACAACAGUUUUCUGAUCUCCCCUCCUCUUGAAAAAACAAAGCUGUACUGGAUAAGCUUGGUAGAUAACACUUUUCGCAUUUUGGCUCAGCAAAAACUCAUUAGCCUCUCGUCUAAAGAAUCUAGACUUGUACUUCAAUUUGAUGAAUUUUUGUCCAAAAGCAUUGAUCAAAUAAUGAAAAUAAUCGAUGCAAAGUAUUCGGAGGCAGCAAAAUACCUUCAAGAAUGGCGCAACGUCCAACAAUUGAUCUCACCAGAUGGAGAGAGCGCACACCAAGACGACGAAGGCCUCCAAUCAUGGCUUGUUCUUAUAAACAGAGUCAAUAAGUGUCACAGCUUGAUCCACAACUCGACAACCGUACGCCAUUUCGGAAAUAAAAUGGAAAUCAGCUUCUCUGCAAUUCAAACUCGAGUGGCUACUUAUUUUGAUGUUUUCGAAAAGGGUGUGUUCGAGAAAUUCUUAGUUCGUGUUCACAAUAGCACUUCCCUGCUUCUUAAAAAGCUUAAUGAAGCAGUGAAAUAUUUAUCCUCACAAUUUUCUAUUACCCAAGAUGCCUCGAGAUCCUUGAAGAAUGUCGAGGUAUUUUUCUCACUUGUUGAUGAGAGAAAAUCGUGGCUUGAAGCAGUUAAUCAUAUUUCUACAUGUCAAAGGAUACUCCAGAGACGAGGAGUUUCUGUACCCCCUGACUGGAUAUACGUUGAACAGUUGGAAAGUACAAUAUCGAACGUGAAAUCACUUAUAAAAUCAUGCGAGGAAAUUAUCGAACAGAAUAUGGAUGUUCUUCGGUUGAGCACACAAAGUGAAUCUGAUCGUUGCUUAAAGAUUGUGAAUAAUAUUGCUGAGGAAUGGCAACAAAAGAAGCCAAUUUCAGCUCAUUUACAACCAAAGGAAUCUUUAUCAAUUAUAGCUAUUUUUCAAACUCGAUGCAAUGAGGUCAAGAACAAUAUCUCAUCUCUUUCUCGUGUAUCCUCAUAUUUGAACAUUGAUAUUAAUCUCGAUUCAAAUCUUGACUUUAUGCUGGAGGAAGUGAAGGACUUAAAAAAUGUUUGGACAUCCUUACUAUCUUUAUGGAAUUCGCUCAGUGAUAUUAAAAGCCAGAAGUGGACCAACAUAAAUGCGAGGACUUUAAAAUCUCAACUUGAAGAACUUUUGUCCCAAUGUCGAGCAACACCUGUGAUUGUGCGUCAAUACUCCGCCUUUGAGGAAAUCCAGAAAUCGGUUAAGAAGCAUUUGAAUGAGUUCCCGCUUCUUUCAGAGAUGAAGAAUCCUGCAAUAAAGCCACGUCAUUGGAUUCAAAUCUUCAGCUUAACAGGUGACAGCAAACAUAGAGAUCUUGAGUCUAUUCUGGUUGGAGAUGUUUUAAAAAUUAAUCUACAAUUGCAUGAACUGAUGAUAAAAGAUAUCGUAAAUCAAGCGAAUGGGGAAAGAAUUAUUGAGGAAGGGCUUAAAGCAAUAGAACAAGAGUGGGAAAGUAUACUGUUCGAAACGUUCAACUACCAGAAUAAAGUUAGACUAGUGAAGAAUUGGAAUUUUCUAUUUGAACAAUGUGAAACAAAUUUGGGAACGUUGUCCAGUAUGAAAAACUCUACCCACCAUGGACCGUUCGAGAUCGCAAGAGCAGAACUAGAAGAUAAAAUGAAUCGUUUGUUGGGUCUCUUUAAUUUGUGGAUUGAAGUUCAGAGCCAAUGGAUGUACCUAGAUGGUGUUUUCGAUAAUUGUAAAGAAGUUCAAUCUUCCUUACCUGUUGAGUUUACUCGGUUCAAUAACAUUACCUUUGAGUUUAUUACGUUUUUGAAACGCAUUAACAAGUUCAGUACUGUUAUCGAGGUCCUCUCCUAUAGGGAAGUCGAGAAAACCAUGCAAAAGAUCUCCGAUACUUUGGUAAAAACUCGUAAAGGGUUGACAGAAUUCCUUGAAAAGCAGAGGGAAAUGUUCCCAAGAUUAUGCUUUGUGGGAAAUGAUGACUUACUUGAACUCAUUGGAAAUGGUACGAAUGUGGCUAGGCUGGGAAGACAAUUGAAGCAAAUGUUCUCUGGUAUUGCAUCUGUGGAAUAUGACUCAAACUCAUCUAGUAUCACUGCUUUAAUCAGCCCUCAAGACGAACGAUUAGAAUUGGAACACCCUAUUUCUUUAAUCAAAAACAAAGAUCUAAUAGUGUGGCUUUGCGAGUUAGAGUCAGAAAUGCGCUCUUCUUUGUCGAAAAAAGUCUUACUUGCCGUGGAUGAAUUGAAGCUUAUUUUUGCAGAUGGCGCAAAAGAGAUUGUUGAACCGUUAAAAUCAUUUCUUGAAAGGCCAUGUCAAGUCUUGAUUGUGGCUUUCCAGGUAUAUUUCACACUGUUAGUUGAAACUUCUUUGGCUAACGAUCAGUUAUCCGAAGCUCGUGAUUUUUACGCCAAUAUUAUCAAAGUUUUAGUACAAAUCACGUUAGAAUCCACUACCUUACUUCAAAGACACAAGCUUCAGUCUAUUAUUGUCGAAAUCAUUCACCAUAGGGAUGUUGUUGAGGAGUUGCUGAAUGAAGAAUGCAAACUAGCUGCAUGGAAUUGCAAACAGCGGUACUACCUAAACUCCCAAUGUAAUGAUCCCCUAGAAAGUAUCAUUAUAAAGCUUGGGAGAAGCGAAUUCUUUUACGGCUUUGAAUAUCAGGGAGUUCCCGAUCGGUUGGCUUAUACACCUUUGGUUGAGAAAUGCUUCCUCUCUAUGGCUCAAGCUUUAGCUCAAAAAUUAGGAGGAUCUCCUUUCGGUCCCGCAGGAACCGGUAAGACUGAAUGCAUCAAAGCAUUAGGUAUUAACAUGGGAAGAAUGGUUUUGGUAUUCAACUGUGAUGAAACAUUUGACUAUCUAUCGAUGGGUCGGAUCUUGCUUGGUAUUUCUAAAGUUGGGUGUUGGGGUUGUUUUGACGAAUUCAAUCGACUUGAAACCAAUAGCUUGAGUGCACUUUCUUCUCAAAUAUGCAACAUUGAAAGGGGUCUCAAGGACUUUUCUGAAAUCGUUGAGAUUUCGGGGAAAAUGAUAAAUGUUCAUCCUGAUACUGGAAUAUUCAUAACAAUGAAUCCAGGGUAUGUGGGUAGAAAUGAACUUCCUGAAAACUUAAGAAAACAAUUCAGAGAGUUCUCCAUGCAUGAACCGGAGAAGGAAAAUAUAGUGGAUGUGAUAUUAGCUUCUCAUUGCUUUCUACAUUCAGCGCUGAUUGCAAAACUUUUAACACCAUUUGUAACAGAACUUGCUAGUUCGGUAACGAAACAGCCUCAUUAUGAUUUCGGAUUGAGGGCAGUUAAAAGUAUCUUGAGCAGAUGCGGCUUGACCCGAAGACAGAAACUCGAAACAUUAACUGAAGGCCAGGAAUAUGAUUUUGAAAUGAAGAUUCUCCUCCAGUGUUUAAAGGACUCUAUUCUCCCCAAGUUAAUUAAAGAAGAUGAGCAAAAAUUUGACUCACUUCUUCUGAAGUAUUUUCCAAACAUUAAUCCAGAUGGGAGAGAUCAAGCUCACUUCAUUGAAGGGUUGCUUCGCUAUGCAGAAAAAAAUGGCAUUGAUGCCAACGAAAUGUUUGUAAAGAAAGCACUACAAAUUUUGCAAAUUCAGGAGAAUCACCAUGGAUUUAUGCUUGUUGGCAAAACAUGUUCUGGAAAGACUACGCUUUACAAACUGGUAUUAAAUGUUCUCGCUGGCUCUUCCAACGGAUUUGAAAUUUUUGUUAUUGAUAGCAAGGUCUUGUCUAAAGAAGAGCUUUAUGGUGUUUUGGACCCAAUUACUCGAGAUUGGAGUGACGGUAUUUUUACAAAGAUAUUGAGAAGUGCAGCUACUAACUUACGCGGAGAACAGAGUAAGCGUAUUUGGAUCGUUUUCGAUGGAGAUAUUGAUCCUGAAUGGGCCGAGAAUUUAAACAGUGUUCUUGACGAUAAUAAGCUUUUGACUUUACCAAAUGGUGAAAGAAUUGAGUUGGCACCAAACCUCAGAAUCCUUUUCGAAGUGGACAGCUUGAAGUAUACGACGUUAGCAACCAUCAGUAGAUGUGGGAUGGUUUGGUUUGACCGCUCAAUUGUUCCUAGCACAUCUUUGUGGGAUCACCAUUUCUUCAAAUUCGCGACAGGUAUCAGCUCUCUGGACAAUUCGGAUGACAUCGUGGUGUUGGAGACACGGAAACUGAUUAUGAGUCAGUUUGUGGUUCUCGCGAAACGCUUGACUUCAGAAUUACCGCUUCAAGAAAUCAUAAGAGAGGCAAAUAAGAUUAAUCAUAUUAUGACCUUUGAUGAACAACGGUGUCUUAGCAGCUUUUUUACUUAUUUCACCACACAUUGCUCUUCAGUUCUCAAAGAAAAAGAACGAGAUCCAUCAGUGCAGCUUGGUGAUCUCGAAAUAUUUGUUUCUAAAGCAUUCAUACUCUCAUUAGUUUGGGCGUUUGCAGGUGAUGCCAAAUAUGAACAGAGGAUCCAAUUUUCUCGCUACGUUGGGUCUUUUGAAAGUUUCUCAAGUAUUGAUAUACCCGAAAAUAUCCUUGAACUGAAAAUUUCAAUUCCUGAUUUUGAAUGGGUACCUUGGUCGACUAUGGUUGAAACAGUGGAUCUAGAGCCGCAUCAUGUUCUUGACGCUAAUACAAUUGUUCCAACGGUGGAUACAGUCAUCCAUGAAUCUCUUAUUCACGGAAUUAUCAAUAAGCAUUCAGCGUUGAUAUUAUGCGGACCUCCAGGUUCGGGUAAAACUAUGACAUUAUUGAACGCGUUGCGACGGUCUCCUAAUCUUGAUGUUAUUUCUUUGAAUUUUUCCAAAGACACAUCACCGCAAACUGUUCUUUCUGCGUUACAGCAGCAUUGUGCGUAUAAAAGAACUAAUUCGGGUAUGAAGUUGAUGCCAAAGGUCUCGGGUAAAUGGGUCGUAGUAUUCUGCGACGAAAUAAAUUUACCAGUCGUUGACAAAUACGGAACCCAAAGAGUUAAUGCUUUCAUUAGACAGAUGAUAGAGCACUCAGGAUUUUGGAGACCUAAAGACUUGACAUGGGUAACUAUCGAAAACAUUCAAUUCGUGGGGGCUUGUAAUGAUCCUAAUGAUCCCGGAAGACACAAGUUAUCGGAUAGAUUCAUGCGACACGUCACCUUGGUUAUGGUUGACAAUCCUGGUCCAACGUCUUUGAAGCAAAUAUAUCAGACUUUCAACAAAGCUAGUUUGAAAUGUACCCCGAAAUUGAGACAGUUCAGUGAUGCCAUAACCAAUGCCAUGUUAGAUGUCUACAGCCGAAACAAGAAACAAUUUACUGUUGAAAAGCGGAGUCACUAUAUCUAUUCUCCUCGUGAGCUUACAAGAUGGUGCCGUGGUGUCUUAGAGGCUUUACUAUCUGUGAAUUACUCAGAAUUAUCUGGCUUAAUCAGGCUAUGGUACCAUGAAGGUUUACGACUCUUCUAUGAUAGAUUGGUGGACGAAGACGAGCGAAAAUGGUGUAAGGAAACCUUCUGGAAAGUUGGAACUGAGUGCUUCCCGCAUGUCCCGUUAGACGUCCCGCUCAAAGAUCCGGUUUUAUUUUCCACAUGGUUAACUUCUGACUACGAAUCAGUUGAUGAGCUAGAGUUGAGGAAUUUCGUUCGCGAACGUCUUCGUGUUUUUAAUGAAGAGGAGCAAUCUGUCGAUUUGAUACUCUAUGAUGAUUUGUUAGAUCAUGUGCUACGCAUCGAUAGAGUUUUAAGACAACACCAAGGACAUGCAAUUUUGGUGGGCCCAAGUACAAGUGGUAAAACUACAUUAACUCGCUUUGUUGCGUGGAUGAAUGGCUUGAAAAUCAUUCAGUUGAGAGUACGAUCAGGAUUUUCUAUUUUGGAUUUUGAGGACACACUACGCUCUAUCCUCUUUUCUUGUGCCAAAGGUGAAAAGUUGUGCUUCCUAAUUGAUGAAUCUUCUAUUCUUGAAACCUCAUUCGUGGAACGCAUGAAUUCUCUUUUAGCAAAUUCGGAGGUUCCUGGCCUAUUUGAAGGAGAUAAUUUGCAGAAUUUGCUCAAAAUAUGCCGCGUGGAGUCAACUGCCCAAGGAUUGCUCCUCGACAGCGAUGAAGAAUUAUACUCAUGGUUUACCAAGCAAAUUUCCGAAAACUUGCAUGUUAUUUUCACCAUCAGUAACCUCAGUGGUGGAACAAAACCCCAAGUCAACUCUUCUCCCGCUUUAUUCAACAGAUGUGUUUUGAGCUGGAUGGGAGACUGGUCAGAUAAUUCGUUAUUUGAAGUAGCCUCAUCCAUUGUGGGAGGUGUGGCCCUUGAUCAAUCUUCCUAUAUCAUACCAGAAUCUUUCACGCCUUCGACUCUUCAUCAGAUAUCCAGCUUUAGGGAAGUCAUUGUUGACUGUCUUGUUUUCAUUCAUAAAACAAGUCUGAAGGCAAAUAAAGCAACAUAUCCCAACAAAUUCAUCAAGUUUGUUCAAACAUUCGUAUCACUCUUUGAAAAAAACCAAGGCGAAUUGGAAGAAAACCAACGACAUACGAAUAUUGGACUAGACAAGUUAAGAGAGACGGUUUUAGAGGUUAACCAAAUGAAAAAAGUACUCUUUGAGAAGAAAGAGAUACUCAUGUUAAAGGACGAAGAUGCCAAGAAGAUGCUCAAUAAAAUGAUUGUGGGCCAGAAUGAAGCUGAGCGUAAAAGAGAGUUCUCUGUUGCAACGCAAGUUGAGCUUGAGAAACAAGAAUUGGAAAUAAACGCUAGGCGGGCUAAAGUCAUGCAAGAUCUCGAACUAGCAGAACCAGCGGUUCUAGAAGCUCAAAGAGGUGUUCAAAAUAUAAAGAAGCAACAUCUCACGGAAAUGAGAAGUAUGUCAAACCCUCCAAGCGCAGUGAAGUUGGCAAUGGAAUCUGUUUGCAUUCUUCUUGGUUACCAAGUCUCUACUUGGAGAGACGUUCAAUUGAUUAUAAGAAAGGAUGAUUUCAUUACAAGUAUUGUCUCUUACGAUAACGAAACGUGCCUAACAUCUGAAAUGAGAAAAUACAUGGAAGAAGUUUACCUUUCGAGACCCGAUUUCAAUUAUGAAACAGUUAACAGAGCAAGUAAGGCUUGUGGGCCAUUGUUGCAAUGGGUGAUCGCCCAAUUGAGAUAUUCUACAAUUUUAGAAGAAAUUGGACCUUUGAGAGAAGAAGUCGUGGCAUUAGAGACAUCAGCCACAAAAUCUAAAGCGCAGUUAAUUGCAAUUGCGGAAAUGAUCGAAGAACUUGAACAAAGUAUUCAAGGUUAUAAAAAUGAUUAUAGUGAGCUUAUCAGAGAAGCAGAGAGGGUCAAACUUGAAAUCGAAAACAUCGAAAAGAAAGUGGAUAGAAGUUUGAAGUUGAUCGAGAAUUUGACAAAGGAAAGGCAAAGAUGGCAGGCGAGCAUCAAUGCAUUUGAGGCCGGAAGAGAACGGAUUAUCGGUAACUCUAUACUUGGUGCUGCGUUCUGCUGUUUCUGUGGCAAUCUUGAUCAAAGCCACAGACAUUUAGUCGCAAAUCAAUGGAAGGAAAAGCUUCGCAGAUCGGCCGUUUUCUUUGACGAAAGUUUAACAAUUACUUCUAUGUUGGCGAGCGCCGUUAACAUCGCUAAAUGGGCAUCUGCUGGCUUACCAAAUGACCAAUUGUUUAUUGAUAACUUUAGUAUAAUGGGUUGGUCGACUUUCCCAUACAUUGUUGAUCCGACAGAGAAUCUCGUCACUAUAUUGAAGGAAGUCACAGUUCCAAAGAAAAUGAUAGUAACGAGUUUCCUAGAUGACACAUUCAUAAAAGUGCUCGAAGAUGCGAUGAGAUUUGGUGGGACAAUUUUGAUUCAAAAUGCUGAAGCAUACGAUCCUAUUCUCGAUUCAGUAUUACGUCAGGAUUAUAUUCAUAAUGGUGGAAGAAAAUCCUUACAGAUUGCCAAUAGACUCGUUGACAUCCUGGAUGAUUUUUCUUUGAUUCUUUACACCACUGAUAAUCGUGUUAAGAUACCUCCCUUUGUCUCUUCGAGAUGCUCGGUGCUCAACUAUUCUAUCACUGCUGGGAAUUUGGAGAACCAAGUAUUGAAUAUUUCCUUGAAACAUUCACGGCCAGACUUGUAUUCAAAGAGAAUUGAGUUAAUUUCGUUGCAAAGUGACUAUCAAAUUCGCUUGCUUGGAUUAAGACAGCUGCUCUUGCUGAUUCUAAAUGAUAUUUCAGGCACUAUAUUAGAAAGUGACGAGGUCAUCGAGUCUUUAGAGCGCAUUGAAUCGGAGUCUUCCGAUAUUGAUACGCGCAUUGGCGAGUCAGAAGUUGUUAUGUCUGAAGUGAACAAGAUCAGAAAUGAACAUACUGAACUUGCUAAUCAUUCUAAGUCGAUAUACCGUAUUCUAAUGGCUUUGGCCCUGUGGAAUAGCUUUUACAACUUUUCCUUGAAUACCUACAUUGAGAUAUUUAUGAAAGUUUUGAACAAUAGCAAUGAUCUUGGGCAGCUUGAAAAUUUCGUUAGCAGCCUCUAUCAUGAAGUCUUUAUCAUGGUUGCCCCUACUUUACAACGAUUGGAUAAAAUUGUAUUUGCUGUUGCUUUGGCCAUUUCAUUCCAUUCGAUUGAAACGAACCCCCAAAUGGCGGUUAUGUUGAAAGCAAUCUUGGAAGAGUUUUACUGCAGUGACGAAAAGAAAAGAGGUGCUGUCGAUUUGCUAAGAUUGUGUUUGGCACUGACUGUUCCAGAAAAUAUUGCUGACCAUUGGAGUGAAAUUUUUGAGCUCAACAAGGAGAACGAAACUUUCAAAAUACUUUCAGGAUUUAUUAGACAUCUAGUUGGUGCUCCGGGCUGCGAAAGUACACUUAUGGAAGUUUAUGAAAGUUUUGCUUCCCUGAUUCUUCUGGUUGGUUUUGAUUCUGAUAAAUGUUAUGGUAUAAAAGAAUGGGUACAUUUUAACAGACGUCCAAUUUUGAUUUCAUCUACCGAGAACGUCGACGUCACAUUUAAAGUGCAACAAGUUGCGAAGUUACUCGAGAAAGACACUCGUGUGGUUUCUAUGGGGUCAAAGGAAGGUGUUGAUGUUGUUUUAAAAGAACUAGAAGAAGGUUCUUCCAAAGGAACUUGGCUCAUUGUUCAAAACAUUCAAUUGGCGUCAUAUUGGCUUCCAAAAUUACAAAGAAUUCUUGAAGCGAUGUCGUCCCAUGAAUCAUUCCGUCUUUUCUUGACAUGCAACUUGAAAGCAGAGGAUAUUCCAAGCGGACUCAUAGCAAUGUCACAAGUACUCACAUAUGAAAACCAACAAAGCUUCAAGGCUACAUUGCUUGAAACGUUCGAGAACAUAGUUUCUAUGAAUGAUGCAGGUACUUUCAAACACGUUGCUUUCCUCUUGAGUUGGUACCAUUCUAUUAUACGAGAACGGUUAAAAUAUGUACCCGAAUCCUUUGAGAAGCUUUACGAUAUGAACGAAACAGAUGUGGCUGCAGCCGGAUUUUUUGUGCAAAAACUCUAUUCAAACACGCCUAGAGCUCAUGAAAAUCCAGAUCAAAUCUCAUGGAAAGAGAUUAGUUAUGUGGUUGGCAAUAUAAUCUAUGGAGGAAAAAUAUCUAACGAACUGGAUGCACAAUAUUGCACUGAGUUAGCGAGACAUGUUUUCUCUAGUGAUGUAUUCCACCAAGAUUUCAAUUUGGUCCGCAACGGUGAAGCCAAGGUAAAAAUGCCUGACUGUCUCAGCAUCAACGCCUACAAAGAGUGGAUUGAAAAUCUUCCAGAAGUUGUUCCUUUGAGUUGGUUGGAAUUGAGUGAAGAUGUAAACACUACACUUAAGCAGAAAGAGGCCAAAGUAGUGGCGAGCAAAGUUGUGCAAAUUUAUAAGUAA